CGCGGUUCCCGGUGCGCGCACGCUGGGCCGACUGCCCGACCGUGGGCCCCUCCGCCAGUGCCGGAGUCUCGCGAGAGUUGUGAGUAAACAGCCCCGAAUGGAGAGUCGUAGCGUGUUCGCGGCGGAGGCUCCGUUAUCCCUGGCCUGCCGGCUCCGAGCCUGAGGCGGCCGAAGAUUGGCUCACAGAGCAAGUAAUCAGCUCCGUUGGACUUGGUUCUGUGGUCCAAAUGGAGUCUAGGACUCAGUUGUCUCGGCCCGAAUGAGAGAGGCCUCAUCUCCAAGAUGGAGAAGAAGCGGAGAAAGAAAUGAAAGCCUCUCUUCAGGCCAAGCCACAAAAGGCCAUGGGACUUCACUUUUAUUUACGUUGGACAAGACUGUAAGACAGCUGAUCAGUAAUGUUGCAGCUCUUAGCCAAAACAAAAAUUCACUCCUAACCAAGGAAGACAAAAGUGUGAUUUGAAUUUAUGUGAUUUUUAUGACCGUAUUCACCUAUGACCAUGAAGCUUGUCAACAUCUGGCUGCUUCUGCUAGUGGUUUUGCUCUGUGGGAAGAAACAUCUGGGUGACAGACUGGAAAAGAAAUCGUUUGAAAAGGCCCCAUGCCCUGGCUGUUCCCACCUGACUUUAAAGGUGGAAUUCUCCUCAACAGUUGUGGAAUAUGAAUAUAUUGUGGCUUUCAAUGGAUACUUCACGGCCAAAGCUAGAAAUUCAUUUAUUUCAAGUGCUCUGAAGAGCAGUGAAGUAGACAACUGGAGAAUUAUACCUCGGAACAAUCCAUCCAGUGACUACCCUAGUGACUUUGAAGUGAUUCAGAUAAAAGAGAAACAGAAAGCGGGGCUGCUAACACUUGAAGAUCAUCCAAACAUCAAACGGGUAACACCCCAGCGGAAAGUCUUUCGCUCCCUGAAGUUCGCGGAGUGUCCCUGAACCUUCAUGAGUGUAGCCUGAUAAAGGCUGGAAGAAAAAAGGGAGCAGUUUGUUUUAGAGAUGAAGUGCAAUAGCAUAGAUUGCUCUUAAAACUGACUUGAAAUAUGGUUUGCUCUUCAUUAUAACAUGGACUUUGAAAGCUGACACUCUCGUACCUUGCAAUGAAACCCAGUGGAGCCAGAAGUGGCAGUCAUCACGUCCCCUGAGAAGAGCCAGUCUGUCCCUGGGCUCUGGCUUCUGGCACGCCACAGGACGGCAUUCGAGUAGACGGCUGCUGAGAGCCAUUCCACGCCAGGUUGCCCAGACGCUGCAGGCAGACGUGCUGUGGCAGAUGGGAUACACAGGUGCUAAUGUCAGAGUUGCUGUUUUUGAUACUGGGCUGAGCGAGAAGCAUCCCCACUUCAAGAAUGUGAAGGAGAGAACCAACUGGACCAAUGAGCGAACCCUGGAUGAUGGGCUGGGCCAUGGCACAUUCGUGGCAGGUGUGAUUGCCAGUAUGAGGGAAUGCCAAGGGUUUGCUCCAGAUGCAGAACUUCAUAUUUUCAGGGUCUUCACCAACAAUCAGGUAUCUUACACAUCUUGGUUUUUGGACGCCUUCAACUAUGCCAUCUUAAAAAAGAUUGAUGUGCUAAACCUCAGCAUCGGAGGUCCCGACUUCAUGGAUCAUCCCUUUGUUGACAAGGUGUGGGAAUUAACAGCUAACAACGUAAUCAUGGUCUCUGCUAUUGGCAACGACGGGCCUCUUUAUGGCACUCUGAAUAACCCCGCUGAUCAGAUGGAUGUGAUUGGAGUGGGUGGCAUUGACUUUGAAGAUAACAUCGCCCGCUUUUCCUCCAGGGGAAUGACCACCUGGGAGCUACCAGGAGGCUACGGUCGUGUGAAACCUGAUGUUGUCACCUAUGGUGCUGGAGUGCGGGGUUCCGGUGUGAAAGGGGGUUGCCGAGCCCUCUCAGGGACCAGUGUCGCCUCUCCGGUGGUCGCAGGGGCCGUCACCUUGUUGGUGAGCACAGUCCAGAAGCGUGAGCUGGUGAACCCUGCUAGCAUGAAGCAGGCCCUGAUUGCAUCCGCCCGGAGGCUGCCUGGUGUCAACAUGUUUGAGCAAGGCCAUGGCAAGCUGGAUCUGCUCAGAGCCUACCAGAUCCUCAGCAGCUACAAGCCCCAGGCCAGUCUGAGCCCCAGCUACAUCGAUCUGACCGAAUGUCCCUACAUGUGGCCCUAUUGCUCCCAGCCCAUCUACUAUGGAGGAAUGCCAACAAUUGUCAAUGUCACCAUUCUCAAUGGCAUGGGGGUCACAGGAAGAAUUGUGGAUAAGCCUGACUGGCAGCCUUACCUGCCACAGAAUGGAGACAGCAUUGAAGUCGCUUUCUCUUACUCCUCGGUGUUAUGGCCUUGGUCAGGCUACUUGGCCAUCUCCAUUUCUGUGACCAAGAAGGCAGCUUCCUGGGAGGGCAUUGCCCAGGGCCAUGUCAUGAUCACGGUGGCUUCCCCAGCGGAGACGGAAUCAAAAAUUGGUGCAGAACAGACAUCAACGGUGAAGCUCCCAGUUAAGGUGAAAAUAAUUCCUACCCCACCCCGGAGUAAGAGGGUCCUCUGGGAUCAGUACCACAACCUCCGAUACCCCCCUGGCUACUUCCCCAGGGACAACUUGAGGAUGAAGAAUGACCCUCUGGACUGGAACGGUGACCAUAUCCACACGAACUUCAGGGAUAUGUACCAGCAUCUGAGAAGCAUGGGCUACUUUGUGGAGGUCCUCGGCUCUCCCUUCACGUGCUUCGAUGCCACGCAGUAUGGAACUUUGCUAAUGGUGGACAGUGAGGAGGAGUACUUCCCUGAGGAGAUCGCCAAGUUGAGGAGGGACGUGGACAAUGGCCUUUCGCUUGUCAUCUUCAGUGACUGGUACAACACUUCUGUUAUGAGAAAAGUGAAGUUUUAUGAUGAAAACACGAGGCAGUGGUGGAUGCCGGAUACUGGAGGAGCCAACAUCCCAGCUCUGAACGAGCUGCUGUCUGUGUGGAACAUGGGGUUCAGUGAUGGCCUGUAUGAAGGGGAGUUUACCUUGGCCAACCAUGACAUGUACUAUGCUUCAGGGUGCAGCAUUGCUAAAUUUCCAGAAGAUGGCAUAGUGAUAACACAGACUUUUAAGGACCAAGGCUUGGAGGUUUUAAAGCAGGAGACAGCGGUCGUUGAAAAUAUCCCCAUUUUAGGACUUUAUCAGACUCCAGCUGAGGGUGGAGGCCGGAUUGUGUUGUAUGGAGACUCCAAUUGCUUGGAUGACAGUCACCGACAGAAAGACUGCUUUUGGCUUCUGGACGCGCUCCUUCAGUACACAUCAUACGGGGUCACCCCGCCCAGCCUCAGCCACUCGGGGAACCGGCAGCGCCCUCCCAGCGGAGUGGGCUCGGCUGCUCCCGAGAGGAUGGAAGGAAACCAUCUUCAUCGGUACUCCAAGGUCCUUGAGGCCCAUUUGGGAGACCCGAAGCCUCGACCUCUGCCGGCCUGUCCACACCUGUCAUGGGCCAAACCACAGCCUUUGAAUGAGACAGCGCCCAGUAAUCUUUGGAAACAUCAAAAGUUGCUCUCCAUCGACUUGGACAAAGUGGUGUUACCCAACUUUCGAUCGAAUCGCCCUCAAGUGAGACCCUUGUCCCCUGGAGAAAGUAGUGCCUGGGACAUUCCUGGAGGGAUCAUGCCUGGCCGCUACAACCAGGAGGUGGGCCAGACCAUCCCUGUCUUCGCCUUCCUGGGAGCCAUGGUGGUCCUGGCCUUCUUUGUGGUGCAAAUGAACAAGGCCAAGAGCAGGCCAAAGCGGAGGAAGCCCAGGGUGAAACGCCCGCAGCUCAUGCAGCAGGUUCACCCUCCCAGGACCCCAUCCGUGUGACACCCGCCCUGGCCGUGUGAGCCAGAGUGCCUUCCAGGAUGGCUCUGGUGGACAGGCAGACCCUUCGAGGGUUUCCUGGGAUGGCCUGGUCUUCAUCUGUGGCUCCAGCCAUUGGUCUGCACGAGCCUCCCCUGUGAUGCACCCAGGCCUGCAGUACGUCUUGAAAUACGCCAUGGCCAGGGACCCACCUGGGGGAAUCCGCUCAGCCUGGAGCAGCGUCGCACGCAGCAGCUCAGUGCACCAAAGACACGGAGGACUAGAAGGCUGUUGGCCUCGGCCCUGCAGGGGAGGGUAAGCUUUUUAAAUAAAUGAAACAACCUUGACCAAGUUAAGAUACGCUUGUUAAAGGCUAUUUUCUAUAUUUAUUGUUGGGAAAAGUCACUUUAAAGACUUGUGCUGUUUGGAAGCAAAACUAUUUUUUUUGUCAAUGGAAUGCCGUUUUGUACUAUUCCAACAUGCAGAGUCACAGAUCCAUCCGUCAUCUCCUUUGUGAUGAGAGGGCAGACAGAUCUGAAGAAACAGACCUUCGCUUUAUUUUUAUAAGUAUCAACUGCCACCAUGUUUUGUAAUUUGGGGUCUUGGUUUCACCGUUGUUGGUGAAGAAAAUUUUUAAUAAAUAUGCGUUACCUGUAUGAAGCUGGGAA
Molecule: messenger RNA, 4448 nt
Organism: Heterocephalus glaber (naked mole-rat)
Lineage: Eukaryota; Metazoa; Chordata; Mammalia; Rodentia; Bathyergidae
Gene: Mbtps1
Product: membrane bound transcription factor peptidase, site 1
Biological process (GO): proteolysis
Cellular component (GO): Golgi apparatus
Molecular function (GO): serine-type endopeptidase activity
Source: RefSeq, a predicted model, not a curated record